AUGGCCAACUUCACCGUUUCUGGAAAGACUGCCAUUAUCACCGGAGCGGGCUCUGGCAUAAACUUGUGCUUUGCCGAGCUUCUCCUCACCAAGGGCUGCAAUGUCGUCUUUGCAGACCUCACCCUCCGUCCCGAAGCAGAGCAGCUGGUCUCACAGUAUAGGUCCAAGGACAAAGCCCCGCGAGCUGUGUUCGUGCAGACAGACGUGACGUCGUGGUCCGCACUGCGCAACAUGUUUGAGGUCACGGUACGCGAGUUCGGCAGCUUCGACCUCGUCUGCCCCGGCGCUGGCGUCUACGAACCCAACUGGUCUAACUUCUGGCAUCCGCCCGGGUCGGCUGAGAGCAAAGACGAGCUCGACGCGAGCCACUAUGCACUGCUCGACAUCAACCUCACCCAUCCCAUCCGGACGACGCAACUGGCGCUAUCUUACUGGCUGCACCCGCCCGCGUCAACGUCACAGGCAUUGCUAAAAGCGUCCCCGGAGAACCCAAAGCGGGUUGUCCACGUCUCUUCCAUUGCUGCGCAGCUUCCGGUCUUUAGAGCACCCCUGUACGGCGCGUCCAAGUUUGCCAUCUCCGGCUUCGUCAGAUGCUUGGCUUCUCUCGAGUCGGCCGGUGUGCGUGUCAAUGCUGUUGCACCGGGAGUCGUGCGCACGCCGUUGUGGACGGAACACCCGGAGAAGAUGAUCUACCUGAAGGAGGAGGACGCCUGGGUUACGCCUCAAGAAGUUGCAGAGGCGAUGCUGAGCUGCGCGGAAAGCGAGGAGCACAAAGGCGGAACUAUUCUGGAGGUCGGGGCUGGGAACACGCGGCAUGUUGGCGCCUUCAACGACCCCGGACCGGACCUGUCGCCGGGCAAGGGGUUUGCCACCAGCAACUCGGCACAAGCCAACGAAGUCAUCUGGGAGUGGAUGGGAGACAGCAAGAUCUGGGCGCCUCCUGCUGCGGACAAGUCUUGA
This is a messenger RNA of Thyridium curvatum, 960 nucleotides long. RefSeq lists its product as uncharacterized. NCBI's taxonomy places the organism in Eukaryota, Fungi, Ascomycota, Sordariomycetes, Thyridiales, Thyridiaceae. Gene Ontology annotation, cellular component: cytoplasm. The transcript is spliced from 2 exons. Bases 1 to 960 code for a protein of 319 amino acids. The record is from RefSeq and is a predicted model, not a curated record. Gene Ontology annotation, molecular function: oxidoreductase activity, acting on the CH-OH group of donors, NAD or NADP as acceptor.